Molecule: messenger RNA, 1660 nt
Organism: Anopheles coluzzii
Lineage: Eukaryota; Metazoa; Arthropoda; Insecta; Diptera; Culicidae
Exons: 4
Coding region: 533-1510 (325 amino acids)
Source: RefSeq, a predicted model, not a curated record
GCUCUCUCAGUCGUCAGUCGUCGAGCGAAACUUGAUCCGUGCACGCCGAAACGUUUCUACGCGCGCCGAACGUUACGCCUGCUAUCUGCGCAUCACCAUCGCCACCACCACCACCACCGAUCCGGCCGGUGUGCGUUACCAGCGAAGCUUUUCCUGCGCAGACCAACCAGUGCGAUCACUUCAUUCUGUCCGGUUCCGUCAACGCGAACGGAUUGCACGAUUGCUGUGCAGAGCGCGAUUUUCCAUUCAAUUUUUCCGCACGUGAGCAACAGCAAAAGAGAGUGUGCAAAGAAAGGUGUCUGGGUAGCUUUUUUGGUAGGCUUUUUUUUAGAUUUGCUGUUUAAUUAAAGUGAGAAAACAAAGUGUUGGCAAGUGGUUUGCAAACGGUUUGAAGUGCAAGUGUUUUCCACCGCUUGCUUCGAUAGGCGAGCUGAUAGUUUUGCGUGUGCUUCCCUGUGCUUAGUGACAGUAACGUUCAAGCAGAGCAGCGUGGCAGCUACUGGGAGCACUUACCCAUCUUCGACACGACACGAUGUUUGGCAAUCGAUUUUCACUGUUGCUGCUCGGCGCUACCCUCGUGCUUGGGUGCGCACUGGCGGAGAAGGCACCGGCCACCGUCGCGAAAACCAUAUCGACCGACCACGACACGAACGCGAGCCCCGGAGCGUCCCUGGUGACCGGAAAAGCUGUCCGGCUCGGCAAGGCCAGCAAAAAGUCCACCCCGAUCACGUACAUCAAGACGCUCGCGAUGGACAGCAGUGCAGCGCAGUCGAACGAGCUGGACGCAGGAGCGCACCAUCACGGGCCGCACAAGAACGCUAAUCGGUUCGCGCCGAAAUCGCUGGACGUUUCCUCCAAGAAGGAUCUGAGCAAUGCGGAGCUGUUCGGCAAGCUCGGCCUGGGCAAGGUACGUCCCGCGACCAACCACCACAAGAAGCGGCUGGCGGAGGAAUCCCGCCACUACGGCCGUCCGGACGAUUCGCACAUGUAUGUCAUCAAGCUGCCCCCGAAUCCGUACUACUACACGAACAACGCCCCGCUGAACAGCAUUUCGGACGUCGGCAAGCAGGUCCCGGUUGGAUUCAAAUCGAACGGCAAACCGGCACGCAUCUACCACUGGAACAUUCCGGUGCUGAAGAAGAUGCUCGGCGCGAAGCAGAGCCGCCAUCCGAACUCGCGCCGCCACGAUGACAUCGACGAGCUGAUCGACAUUAAGGAAAUUCCGACCUGGAGCAAACCGUGGGAGGCGGCACCGCGCGAAAAGUCGCUGCUGAAGAUGGGCUCGCACGAGCGCGACGGGUCCGAUGGGUCGGGCCGGCUGGGCAAGCGCAAGUUCCCGACGUACUACGCGCCGGCCAAGAGGCAAACCGGCGGCGGCAAGUCGAAAAAGCACGCCAGCGGCAAGUACAGCACGGGUAGCAAUGGCAAGCCUCAGAGUUUUUAUAUUCUGGGCGACAAGGGCAGCAAAACGAAGAUCGUGAGCCACGAGAAGGCGACAGCGGGGGUGUAAUAUGGGGCCGUGGGCAAGCGAUUUAAGCUUAGCAAUAGGUAUUAAGCUUCAUACUAACUAAGCAUGAGGAAGAGCAUGAAGGGAAGAUAAGAAACAGUAGGGUAGAUUGGAGAGAACCUCAACCAAACACCAAGCUGCUGUGGCGGGUGG